Messenger RNA from Stegodyphus dumicola, 741 nucleotides. RefSeq lists its product as uncharacterized. The record is from RefSeq and is a predicted model, not a curated record. NCBI's taxonomy places the organism in Eukaryota, Metazoa, Arthropoda, Arachnida, Araneae, Eresidae.
AUGUCACCCUUUUUAAUAAACAAACAUCUUUUGUCUUCUGUAGGAGAACUGAAAAAUAUUAAAAGACUUCGGUAUGGAGACCUUUUGAUAGAAACUGUGUCCGGAAAGCAGUCUAAUAGUCUUUUGAAACCAACUAAAUUAGGACAAGCAAACGUUGAAGUUAAGCCACAUAUCACUCUGAACUCAUCCCGAGGAGUAGUCUAUCACAUAGACUUAGUCUCAGAAGAGGAAUUCGUUAAAGAGUUGGCAGAUCAAAACGUGUGUGGUGCUCGUAGGAUCAAAAUACGGAAAGACGGUCAAUUUAUUCCCACUAAGCAUGUCAUACUUACUCUCAAGUCUCCUAACCUGACUAAAAACAUCAAAGCUGGAUACCUAAACUCUUCAGUCAGGCCGUAUAUACCGAAUCCAAUGCGUUGCUUUCAAUGUCAGCGCUUUGGACAUGGAAAGACCUCUUGUCGCGGUAGCCUCACGUGUGCUCGAUGUUCCAUCGUAGGCCAUGCCAGUGAAGGCUGCUCUGCUGCCCCCUUAUGUAUAAAUUGUAAAGGCGAGCACCCAGCUUUUUCAAGAUCCUGUCCGAAAUGGCAGAUAGAAAAACAAAUUCAAAACAUUAAAGUUAUACAAAAGAUAUCAUUUGCACAGGCCAAACGACUUGUUCUAUCUAAUCAAAUCAGUCAAGAUCUAAUAAAUCUUAUGCAUCUUCAACAAAAUCAUUCAUAUCAAUAUCAAUGCAAACCACAAUAA